Messenger RNA from Pseudoliparis swirei, 2138 nucleotides. RefSeq names its product cilia and flagella associated protein 97 (gene cfap97). NCBI's taxonomy places the organism in Eukaryota, Metazoa, Chordata, Actinopteri, Perciformes, Liparidae. The transcript has 5 exons. The coding region runs from base 130 to 1638 and encodes 502 amino acids. Gene Ontology annotation, biological process: spermatogenesis. The record is from RefSeq and is a predicted model, not a curated record.
GCUGCAUCCCGCUGAAGAAGAUUGUUUUGCUCUGCGCUUCAAAUACGCGUUUUCUCGACGUAAAUGCAACUGUAACGUGAGGCACAUUUUGACAGGCGACCUUUCACCAGAUCCAGUGUGUUGUCUGCCAUGUUCAACCCCAGUGAACUAGAAGGUGAAGUGGAUCAUUCGUUUUUCGACAGUGACUGUGAUGAUAGCAGCAGAGAUGGAGGAGAAAAUAUAGAGAAAGGCUUGAAGGCUGAAAAGAAGAACCCACCAUCCCCUGAGCAGUUACAUGCAAAACAGACAGAAACCACAAAAGGUGGUUCGUCUCCAAGAACCGAUGAGACAAAAAAACACCUGAAGCUAGUUGACAACAACAGUAGUAGUAGAGCAGAAAGGAAAGAGAACAGCUGUCAAGUAAAGGAAGAAAAGAGUAGCAGGGCGUCCAGCGUAUCAUCUGUUGCCUGUGCAUCGAAUAAAGUCAUCCAUAUUAGCAGUGAUAGUGAGGCAGACUCUAAUUCACAGUCUGAACGGCACAAUGAAACAUUUAUCGUGUUAUUGGAUGAGGCCAGGGAAGUAGAUUGUAUGGAUGUGUACAGCCAGAGACCAAAUGAGUCUGAAGAAGAUGCAUUGCCAUCCAAACACUCAGACUCGAUAGGGAAAAUUAAACAAUCUCCUAAAAAAACGAUACAAAAUUGGCGUACCAGCAGUCCAUCUCCCAUUUCAAUUGAGAGCAGCAUAGACACCGACUCAGACUCUAGUAUAGAUUCCCCCACCCUUCCCAAGCCCAAUAAGACUUCUUUAUCCCCUGAAAUAAGAAGGACCCGCGUAGGCUCAGCAGGAUCUCAGGACGUGCCUAUUGACCAUACAGAGGAGUCAGAGGAUACAGUGACAGAUGUGAGCCCCCUCUCCUCUCCUGACAUAAGCCCUCUCCAGUCAUUGGACCUUAACCACACAGAGGCUAAAGAGGGAAGCCUUAAAGAACAACAACAACAAAAACAACAGCAGCAGCAGGAGAGUGUGCCCUCCAGUGGCCUUAGUGACAUGCAUCAGGAUGAAGACUCAGAUCAGGAUGUACAUGAAUGCUCCCUCAGUUUAGAGAGUCAGCAUGGAGGUAAACUGGUUUCCUGCUCUACCGGGGGAAGAAACAGGAAGAACUACUCGUUCACCAAUGAUGAGGUCCGCCGCAUAGAUCGUGAGAACCAGCGUCUUCUUCGUGAACUUUCGCGCCACACUCCAGGGCCCAGACCAGGGCCCAGACCAGGGAGUACAACAGGGAAGAAAAUCCAUAUGACCAGCAAGCUGCCUCAUAUUCUCCUCUCUCACAGCGCACUCAACAGGCAGCGGGAACAGCAACGCAUUGAGAGGGAAAACCUGGUUUUCUUGAAGAAGCUGGAGUCCGUCAAGCCAACACCUGGCCUAAACCGUUCAGAACAACUGAAGGACUACCAGCGACAUAUUAGAAUUCUGGGAGCUCCUUCAUACCCUGUCUGUAUGUCCCCCACAAAGUUGGAGAGGUCUAUCAGCAAGACGCCCUCAGCAGGUUCCAGGCCAGCCAGUUCCAACCACCACAGCAGCAGAGCAGUUUCCACGACUAACUUCAACAAAACACCUGUACCCAGGAGAAAAGAACCGCCCAGUGCAGCCUGGUGCUGAGAACAUUGCCAAUUUCAGAUGACUAAUCUACACAGAAAGGGAUCACUGGUCUACAUUCAUCACAAACGAUUACGUUGCCACGUUACUUAGCUUGAAGCAUCUUUUGUUUUUACUAUUCAGUGAUUUGUGUUGUCAUAAAGAGGAUGGACUUCUUUUCCAUUCUUUGAUGCUAAAAUAAAGCAAAUGGUGAUUUGAUUUCAGAGGUAUUGUAAUGCAUUUUAAUUGUUCAUCUGUGGCUUCAGAGUACUUCAGUAACUCUUCAAGACGGUAAGCUACCUUUUUAUUUUUUGGAAAGACUGUCUUAUAGUUUUACACCUGUGGAUUAACUGUUUCAGAGAGGGAUGUUUCCAUUACGCCUACAAUUUAGCCCACUUUUCUCAUAUUUAUACUGUUAAUGCUGAUUCAGAGAAUUCCGUAUUUAACAAAAAUAUUUAUAUAUUAAAUAUAUUUUUGGUGUUGCGUAUAUUGUUCCGUAUUAAAUAAAACCACAUGUUCCAGCA